UGUGGAUAUGUUGCGUGAGUGACGACGCGACAAGCAUGACAUGCACGAGGACUAGGGGCUGGACUGUUAUUGUCGAGUUUUAAGAAGGGCCUACUGUUAAAAGUGAGGAGUAACUAUAGAAAACAGGGCCACUCCGUUUUUACCUGGCUCGCAGCCGGGGAGGGUGCUUUUCAAAACGUUCCAGUGCACGCACGGUCCGGUUGUGCUGGAGCUCUGUCAGCCAGCUGGCACACUGAUGCCAAGAUGACGACGCCCAACUACUUUGAGGCUCUGACGAAGUUGAAGCUUGGCCGACAGACAACAGUAGGCCCAGACAACCAAGACACUUACAUCUUGGAAAUUGAUGCCCAGUCAAAUGCUCUAUGUCGAGGGGACCCCCUGGUGGCAGCAGUGUGCUCAGAUAGUGCUGUCCACGUCUACUCUAAGGGGACGCUCUUGCCGAUUGGCACGUUUCAAGGUCACAGUGACAUGCUGUCUGGGGCAAGGUUUGGCAACCGCAAUCCUUAUCUACUCUUCACAUCAUCCAAGGACGGAACGGUCAGGUGCUGGGACAUGAGGACUAAACGAACAAGAGCAUCACAGGUGUACACAGGCAUCGAGGGGAACAUGUUCACAAGCUUUGACGUGAGUUGCAACGACAGAAUUCUUUGUGCUGGAACUCAAGCACAGGGAGAUGAUGCUUAUUUGAUAUUCUGGGACUGUCGUUCGACUAACCUCCUCGGUGCAUACAAGGAAUCACACUCGGAUGACAUCACCCAGCAAAACCCAUUUGUCAUUCAGCAGGUGAGGUUUCACCCCAAUAAGCCAGAAAGCCUGGCAACCGGGUCGACGGAUGGCCUGGUCUGUCUCUUUGACAUCAGUCAGAGUAGCGAGGAGGAUGCAUUAGUCACCACCCUGAACUCAGAGUCCUCAGUGAGUCGGAUUGGCUGGUGCGGAACCAACAGCGAGUAUCUUUAUUGUCUGACGCACACAGAGACAAUUCUGAUAUGGGAUGCUGUGGAGUCAACGGUGCUGACAAGGUUCGACGACGUCAGAGAAAAGCUUGCAGAGGACGACCAGUGUAAAGUGGACUACUUGGUUGAUUGCUUCUAUCAUGCUUCGCUCAAAUCGCUUGUUGUAGUGGGAGGAUCUUACACUGGGGAUCUGAACCUGUUAGCCGUUGGCCGAGAGAGAGUACACAAAGUGCGUUCCCUGCCGAGUGCACACAGCGGGGUAGUUCGAUGCCUGCACUGGGAUAACAUGACGGAGAGUUUGGUCACAGGAGGGGAAGACUCCACACUUGCGGUCUGGCCGGGCAAAGAACCGCGGCUGCCAAAGCCGCCGAGCAGGUCCGCGGGGACGACCCCGACCUCGGCCACAACCCCUACAACUCCGACGAACCCGACAACCCCGACAAUGCGCAAGAGGAGAGCUGAGAAACGGGCGGCACUGACUGAGGACAUUGAGGUCACCAAACGCAUGCAGCGAAUGAAAGUCAACCACAGCCGCUCGGCCACCGUCAAAUGACUACCGGAGCGUGUAGAGCACUACGAACUGUGUACGCUGCUCUCGUGAACUGAACUUGAUAACGAAAACACAUCGAAUCUCAACCUAAUUCAAGGGUGUCAUGUUUCUUUGGUACAUUUUAUUGGCCCACCUGUCACUCUCAACACUUCAAAUAGUGCAGACUGAGCUAUUAACCCCUUCAGGGCGGGAUUAUUUUGACCGCGACUGCUGGGCUGUGGCAUGCCCUGAAUGGAGGGCUUUGUCCAGCAGCAGGCCCCA
Molecule: messenger RNA, 1764 nt
Organism: Acanthaster planci (crown-of-thorns starfish)
Lineage: Eukaryota; Metazoa; Echinodermata; Asteroidea; Valvatida; Acanthasteridae
Gene: wdr89
Product: WD repeat domain 89
Molecular function (GO): protein binding
Source: RefSeq, a predicted model, not a curated record